GGUUCAUAGAGUUGUGGUGUGUAGCAAGGAAGACUGCUGUUUUGAAGAGACGGACUUAUCCAGCAUCUUAAGGAAGAAACAGCCAUGGAAUUUGGAGGGAUAUUGAAAGAGGAGGACAUCGCUGCAGCAGUCCAGGCUUGUCUAGAUCCAGGCACCUUCUCUCACAAGUCCUUCUUUGAACAAGUGGGGCUUCUCGGCAGAUCAAACGCAGAUGGGCAGAAGGUGUUUAAAGUCCUCGACCAAGACAAGAGUGGAUUUAUUGAGGAAGAGGAGCUCAAACUGUUUCUUCAGAACUUUGUGGCAGGAGCCAGAGAGCUGACAGAAGCUGAGACCAAAGCUUUCUUGGCUGCUGGAGACAGCGAUGGAGAUGGCAAAAUUGGGAUGCAAGAAUUCUGUAUGCUGCUAAACUGAAACAAUAAUAUAUCUACUGAACCAUUGCUGAGGACUGGUGGUUUUCUUUUUUACUUAUUUUUACUUAUGUUAUGAAAAUUAGAAUUUUAGUUGUUACAAUCAGA
Messenger RNA from Clarias gariepinus (North African catfish), 515 nucleotides. Its product is annotated as parvalbumin-2-like. The coding region runs from base 85 to 411 and encodes 108 amino acids. Gene Ontology annotation, cellular component: cytoplasm; nucleus. NCBI's taxonomy places the organism in Eukaryota, Metazoa, Chordata, Actinopteri, Siluriformes, Clariidae. The transcript has 5 exons. The record is from RefSeq and is a predicted model, not a curated record. Gene Ontology annotation, molecular function: calcium ion binding.